UCGAAAGCGAAGCACGCGUUUCUUGAUUUAUGUGCGCGGAAUUUUAGCCAAAUAUUUUGUCAGACUUGUGUUGUGUGGAGGGUGUCAGGCCUAAUGAGUCUACAGGCCUGCGUGUUAAUGGCGAAUUAAUGACGGGCGAUUAAAAUGCAAUAGCCACAUGCAUGGGCCCAGUAAUGAGCUGAACCAACCACCACUGUAAAGUGAACCAGUGCUAUAAAUUAGAGUCCCCUCCGAGUGUUGCCUACUUAGUGGCUUUUGGGCUUACGAUCUGUUUGAAGUGUUCAGAGCCCGUUAAAACCUUUUAACCAACCUACACUCCCCCAACCCAAAAAAAAAAGUUGUGUAAAACGGUUUAAGCAAAACAAAACACCAGAAAGACCCAAAAAAAAAAAAAACAAAAAAUAAAGGAAAACUCUUAGUGAAAGCGAACCAAAAACAGGGCCAAGCCGAGAAUACACUUUCAUUGCUCCCCAGGCAGAGCUUAGCCGAGAGUUGGGCCCGGCUCUAAUUUGACGGAAUCGUUAGUUGACCAGCCAAGUCCUCCCCCGUGCUGGCGGAUCGCGUGCCGACUACAAGCGUAAUAACAAUAAACUUGCGGAUAACAACCACAGAUACAGCAGCAAAAUGUCCCUGCCAUCCAGAGCCAAUUUCGGAUUACUCAACUGGCUCAUCGGCUGGCUGCUGCUGCUGUCGAUGGUCCUGCUCAGAGGCUACAGCGCAGCUAUGGCACCCACGCCGCCCACAACGACGACAACAACAAUCUCGCCCUCGAAUCUGCUGCCCUACUUCGACUUUGAUGUGCCGCGCAACUUGACCGUAACCGUCGGCCAGACCGGCUUUCUCCACUGCCGUGUGGAGCGGCUCGGCGAUAAGGACGUCUCCUGGAUACGCAAACGUGAUCUGCAUAUCCUCACCGCCGGCGGCACCACCUACACAUCCGAUCAGCGUUUCCAGGUUCUGAGACCCGAUGGCUCCGCCAAUUGGACCCUGCAAAUCAAGUAUCCACAGCCACGUGACUCCGGCGUCUACGAGUGCCAAAUCAACACGGAGCCCAAGAUGUCCCUGUCGUACACUUUCAACGUAGUCGAACUCAAAGCGGAAAUCUUCGGGCCCAGCGAUCUGAUGGUGAAAACCGGCAGCGACAUUAACCUAACCUGUAAAAUUAUGCAGGGACCCCACGAGCUGGGCAACAUAUUCUGGUACAAAGGCAGCGAAAUGCUCGAUGGCAAGAGUGAGAACGAAAUCGACAGUUCCAUGGCCCGGAUUCGCGUCGAGGAUGAUUGGACUGACGGGCUGACUUCGAGAUUAAAAAUCAAGCGCGCCAUGCCCGGCGAUACUGGCAACUACACCUGUGUGCCGACGGUGGCAAAAACCUCGAGCGUCUAUGUGCACGUAAUUAUCGGCGAACACCCGGCGGCCAUGCAACACAAUUCGAGCAGCAACAGCAACAGCUUCUACUGCGGCAUCUGCUGCAUGCUGCUGAGCAUUGUGUCCUGCUGCCUGCAGCACUUUUACGAGGCAUAUAUCCAUGUUGCGGCACCGUCGGUAAAAUCGGCGGCACUGCGGCCCCCGAGGCGAGCAUCGCUAACGACCAGCGAAACAGGAGGAAUUGCAUCAGCAGCAGCAGCAACUACAGCCACAGCAACAGCAGCAACAUCCACAUCAGCAACGUGCAACAUGUUGAAAGAACGCCUAGCGGCAACUCGGUGUUUGAGAUGAAGGAAUAAUCAACACGCAGCGAAACACUAAAAAGGCAAAACACACACCGUCACACACACAAGACACUCACACAUACACACACAUAUUCAAGGUGAUUUAAGUUUUCUAUGUAUCGCAUGGGGGGCUCAACCAUAAGUAUUUACUAACUUCUAAGAUUAAUGCACUUAGUGGAAAACAAACAUAUUAUCUGAUAAGCGAACAAGUAUUUAACAGUGUUAAGAGAGGAUGCUAAGCCCUUGAAAACUAAUAGCAAGUCUCAAAAAAACCUAUGCAUUUUCGUGGAGAAUCCUAAUGUAGUUUAAUCUUUUAAAAAGUAUAUAGUUUUGUUUGAGCAAUUCUUUCAAAUUUGUUUCCAAUCAAGAGGUAUAUAUAACAUAUUUGUUUUGAGUAUUUCAUCAAAUUUUGUUCUGAAAUAAUCGAUUCACUUACAGUUUGAAAUAUUCGUUGAGUAUCAUUUGUUUUAUUCUUUUACUAACUUUUUGACUGCCUAAAAAUUGCUUUACAUUGGUUAGAAAAUAAUUGAUUAAAAACCUACAGAGACAAUCGAUGACCGUAAACAAUACCCGAGAUAAGAGAUAUUCAGCCACUGGAUUUCUCUCUUUUGCUACAGAUCAUCGAUUGCACACCCACAGCGAAACCUUCCACACCCUUUCAUUAUAAAAUAAGACUUACUAGCUAUAAAACCCCCUUACAGUCCGAUUCACGGCAGGAAACCCAGUUCUUCGGAAUCACAAUACCCUAAUUGUACGCAAUAUCUCUUACUGCCAACGAACUCGCACUCCAGUAGCCCAUUGCAUCAAGUUGUUGGAUUCAUAUUUGCUGUAUAUAAUUGCCAUUCGAGAGAAAUUUAUUCAAGAGUACUUCGAACUGUUUAUAAACUUGCCGACUCAGAACAAAAUAAGAAGAUUUUGUGUUCGAGUAGAUCUGGUUUGGCUUUCCACUUUUAUCAGUUCUAGGAAUUAGCUAUGGUUAAGAACGAUUAUAAAUGAAUGUUUAGCCAAUAAGCGGAUAAACUACAGCAGUCGAUACUUGAUUUCAUUCGCCAGCACUCGAAAGUUAUGGAAAAACCUUGUUUUUGUCUGACCCAAUUGUGGGCGAAGCUCGUUUUAUUGUAUAUAAUUAGUUUUGGCUAGAAACAAAAAACCAACAAAAGAGGGGAAAAUUGAAAAUAAAUGCAAUUUAUAAUUGUGCUUAUCGAUAAAAUUGAUACGAAUGCAAUGCGAGUGUGUGCAGGCACUGUAAAUAAAUUCAUUAGUAGACGAAAUUGUAAUUUUAAUUAACUUAAAUGAUAUAAACAGAUAAAACCGAUUCGAAAGUUGCGAAUCGCCCUAGUUGUUAAGCCGCACGCUGAGGCAAAAUUGGCAUAGCUCACAUGCAGAACUAAAUUAACUUAACAACGUGACACAUAACACACUUUAAAUAAUAGUCAAAAUCUAGAUAAAUUUAAUACGCUCUAUCCCAGAGCCCGCAUCUUGUAAAUAGAGUGAAUGGACAUUACAUUAAUCAGAACAAGCUAAAUCCGUACAGAAACGCCUAAAAGCGUCGGAUUCGAAUUGAGUGUCAAGUAUUAAAGUCGGUCCCCGAUCAAAAAACAAUAACGAAACCCUAGCGACUACAAUAUGUACGAGGGUAUGUCACAGCAUUGCAGCUACAAGUAUAUUCACAUAUAAACCAGGUACUCUCAAAUCAUUUUUAUGUGUGCGUAUCGAUAGGUACCCUACAUAUGCAUAUACAGAUAGGAUUGUUGAAAAGCGGCAACAACCACAGGGACACAGCAGGCGAGAGUUUUGUGAAAUGAAACCAAAUCGAUUCAAUAAAAUUAUUAUUUAGAAAAUUUA
Molecule: messenger RNA, 3557 nt
Organism: Drosophila elegans
Lineage: Eukaryota; Metazoa; Arthropoda; Insecta; Diptera; Drosophilidae
Gene: dpr1
Product: zwei Ig domain protein zig-8
Exons: 8
Coding region: 625-1719 (364 amino acids)
Biological process (GO): synapse organization
Cellular component (GO): neuron projection membrane
Source: RefSeq, a predicted model, not a curated record